UAAAAGCGCACACCGGCGGCGGCGCGAUGUUCAAAUCUUCCUGUAAUCUCGACUGUUCGUGAUAUAGUCAUAAAUCCUUAAGAAACAACAGACAUGGAUUGCUUGGAUGUAGCGAAGAUUUUACCCAAUUCCCCGCGGAAGACACGAGGACAGAUCCAGGUUAUUUUCGGACCGAUGUUUUCAGGAAAAAGCACUGAACUGAUGCGGCGCGUGCGGAGGUUCCAGGUGGCUCAGUAUUCCUGUCUGCUCAUCAAAUACUCCAGAGACACCCGCUACUCUCAGACGGGGAUGGCCACGCAUGACAUGAGCACGAUGGACGCCGUUCCCGCCAGCGUUCUGAGAGACGUCCGGGCUCUGGCUCUUCAGGCCUGUGUGAUCGGCAUCGAUGAGGGACAGUUUUUCCCCGACACGGUGGAGUUCUGUGAGGAAAUGGCCAACCUGGGAAAAACCAUCAUCGUAGCGGCCCUUGAUGGAACCUUCCAGAGAAAGCCCUUCGGUAACAUCCUGAAUCUGGUGCCUCUGGCGGAGAGCGUGGUCAAACUGAACGCCGUCUGCAUGCAGUGCUUCAAAGAAGCCGCUUACACCAAGAGACUGGGAGCCGAGCAGGAGGUGGAGGUGAUCGGCGGCGCUGAUAAAUACCACGCUGUGUGUCGGGGGUGUUACGGGGGUCUGUGUAAAGAGAACCGUGACCCGCAGAGAGAGGAAACGCCUCCGCACGUGAUGUCUGGGAAACCGGCCAAUCACAACGCUCCACGAAAACUCUUCACUGCCCUUCAUCUAUGAAAAAAAACCAUCGGCCGUAUCCCUUUUAGUAUUUUAAUUUGCAUAAAUAUCAGUGAUGGAAGUGAUUAAUUGCAUCCAAAAUAAUUAGUUUCAUUCACAUGAUGUGUAUUUAAUAAAUAAAACUACACACGGUGUAUGUUUAGAGUGUGUGUAUGUUAGUUAACUGAUCACAGAAGUGCAUUUAAUAUGUAAAUGUUACAUUUUUCUUUUAAAUAUAUACAUGCCUGCGUGUUAUUUUUGGAUGCAAAUAAUACUUUGAUGGCUCUAGUAUUUAAAAAUGCUGGACUCAAGUACAGUGACUGGUAUAUUUGAUCUUGUUUCUGGGGGAAAAAAAUAAAACCUUUGUUAGUUUUGAUUUAAAACAAGCAAAAAUAUAUAAAAACUAGAAAUGCUUGUUUCAAGAAAAACCUAACAGUUUUUUUUCCCCUGAAAAGAACAUUUUAAAUAUUAAUUUCAGAAUUUAAUUAUUUUGGCUGUGUGUUACAGCAGCACUGUUACGACACCCAUUUAGCACCUCUUUGUAGUUUUAUUAUUUUGUGUGUGUGUGUGUGUGUGAGAGAUACCUUUUUUUAACCUUUAAAGCAGGUCCAGCAGGAUAUGGUGUUUGUAUUUUCAGUUUGACAAUGACUCAAUCAUUUGUACGUGUUUUAAUUUAAAUGAUUUUAAACUAAUUUAUAAUUGUGGAACAGAACCAGCGAGUGACGUGUGAGGAUUAAACUUAGACUAAAUACAGUGAUUUAAAGUGAUGUUUUUCAUGCAUGUUACACGCUCAUGCGGUUAUAUACAUUCGUGCUUUGAUGCAACCUGUGUUGUUAAAAGUGCUAUAUAAAUAAUGAUUGAUUGAUUGAUUUAGCACACGGGUUGAAAAGUAAUGCAUUAAAGAUUAAAAUCUUUGUAAUAUACAAGUGUUGGGUUUGUAUGAUGAGCAGUGCAGAAAUCCUGUUUCCCGAAAUUGAUCAAAUCUACUUAUUUGGAGAUUUUAUUAUUUUUAUUGUAACCAGUACACCUCACUGUUGUUCUGAAAAAGUCAUAUAAAUAAAAAUCAACUUAAUUUAAA
Messenger RNA from Puntigrus tetrazona (Sumatra barb), 1840 nucleotides. It is a transcript of the gene tk1, whose product is annotated as thymidine kinase 1, soluble. The record is from RefSeq and is a predicted model, not a curated record. NCBI's taxonomy places the organism in Eukaryota, Metazoa, Chordata, Actinopteri, Cypriniformes, Cyprinidae. Gene Ontology annotation, biological process: thymidine metabolic process. The transcript has 7 exons. Gene Ontology annotation, molecular function: ATP binding; thymidine kinase activity. The coding region runs from base 94 to 783 and encodes 229 amino acids.